Molecule: messenger RNA, 2669 nt
Organism: Sipha flava (yellow sugarcane aphid)
Lineage: Eukaryota; Metazoa; Arthropoda; Insecta; Hemiptera; Aphididae
Product: polycystin-2-like
Exons: 13
Coding region: 533-2557 (674 amino acids)
Biological process (GO): detection of mechanical stimulus
Cellular component (GO): membrane
Molecular function (GO): calcium channel activity; calcium ion binding
Source: RefSeq, a predicted model, not a curated record
GCGCAUCGCAGAAGAGUAUUGCGAUGGGGUUCGGCUAAUUUUCGCCGAGGUGCACCCGAAGCACCGGAUUUUAUCGUUAAACGCAAGAUAUCCAAUUAAAACUAUGCGCGUUUAUCGUUUUCCUUGAGAUGCGUACUAGUGAUGGAAAUUCAAAUUCACCAAUAAUUCGGAUUUCGAAUUUCGGACUAAAAAACCGCUUUAUGAAUUUCAAUAUCCAAAUUUCGAGUAUUUUUUAUCGUGGAACUCUGUAUUCUAAUUAAGAUAUUAAUCUAUUAAAAAAUAUGCGUGGGUUAUAAAAACUUUAUCAUAAGCUGAACGGGAAAAAAAAAACUACAAAUUCAAUUUUUUGAAAUCCGAAGUUCGAAUUCAGAAUAAAAUCCGCAUCUCGGAUUUUGGAUUGCCAGGAUCCGGAUUCUUUCCAUUGCUAGUGCGCACCGGCUAAUCAUUACGCGGAACACCACGCUGGUGUAAAACGAUCGUUCUAUCACCGCUUACCACUAUCUCGGCGGAAUCCGGGUGGGGACCGACGAACAUGGAUGACGUGGAAAACGUUCGAUUUUCAGUCGUGUGGUGCACCAGGCAGAUAGCUCUGGACCGGAACGACCGGGAAUCGUACGUGAAGCUGACGGUCCGGGAGCUGAUAGUGUACGGCGUGUUCCUCGUGAUCUUCGUCGCCUCCUUUUCCGGUCUGCACUCGUAUGCGGCAUUCGUGGUCAACAGGGAGGUGUCUUCGUUGUUCAUCGACUCGAGCUUCACCACGUCCGCGGAGGACGCGGACGACGCCGACGACGUGACGAUCAAAUUCGACGGCAUCAUCACCAUGGAACACUUCUGGAAGUACUUUUACAACGUCCUGUGCGACAAACUGUACGAGACGCCCUUGGCCGGCAAUGAAAACGGCUCCGAAAUACUUCGCGAGAACAAAUUUCUGUUCAGGCCCAGAGCAAGACAGGUAAGAGUCGAAGAAGGUCAUUGCGAAAUCAGAAACCAAUUCAAAGGUUUGUUCCGUGAAUGCUAUGCGCCGUACGAAAUUCGAUAUGAAGACAAAUCGAGUUUUGGACCAAAAAAAGGAACCCAAUGGUCGUACUCAAAGGAUUCGGAAACUCAAGGCGUUUAUUACGAAGGCGAAAUCGCGUACUACGGAGCCGGAGGAUAUUAUUUCGAUUUCCCGAAGAACAAAGCCGACGCCAAAGCGUUCAUUCAAGAUCUCGAAUACAAUACGUGGUUGAACCGUGGUACCAGAGCAGUGUUUGUGGAUUUUGCUAUUUAUAAUUGCAACAUUAAUGUGCUUUGCGCUGUCAAGUUAGUGUUCGAGUUUCCAGCGUCGGGCGGUAUCGUACCAUCGUAUUCGUUUCGGACGGUCAAGUUGUACAGGUACGCGGUGGCCGACACGAUACUCUCGCUGGUCGGAAUGUGUACGGUCGUCAUGUUCAUCGUAUAUUUCACAUUGGAAGAAAUACUUGAAAUCUCGUACUUUCGACUGCGAUACUUUACCAAGUUCUGGAACGACGUCGAUUUCGGUAUCUUGCUCUUGGGAUGGUGCAAUUUCGGGUUGGCGUUAGUCAUCGCGCUGAAGGAACGACCAUCGUCGAAGCUCGAAGACACGAUGUCCGCGCCCGAGGAGGGCUACAAAGUCGUCGAAUACCUGGUGGCCAGACACGAGCUCCUUGGGCAGUUAACGGCUUACAUGUUUUUCUUGGUCUGCAUCAAAGUCAUCAAGUACACCGAUUUAAACAAAUCGAUGACCAUCAUAUACUUGAGCGUCGGACGGUGCUUCAAAAUCGUCGCGGGAUACCUGGUGAUAAUGGCUAUCGUCGUAACUGCGUUCGCCGUACUCGGAUAUUGCGCGUUCGGCGCACAGGUAAAAGGAUUCUCCACCGUAAACGAUUCUCUCUUGUCCGCGCUCAGAAUACUGAUGAGAGACUUCGACUUCCGGUCACUCGAACACGUGGACCAAUCGUUCACUACGUUUUUCUUUGUCUUGUUUACGUGCAUGGUGAUUUUCGUUCUCUUAACAAUGCUGGUAGCGAUAGUGUUUCACGCUUAUUUCGACGUGGACGUCGAAGAAUUGUUGGCCGAACGGAAGGUCUACGUUUUUGAUAAGAUAUCCGAGUUUGUAGACCACAUGCUGCUGAGAGUGGGUUUGAAGGAAUGGUCGACGAAACGCAAAAACGACCGGCUCAAGAGUGAACUCGACCAGCACAUCACGUACCAAGACAUUUACAAGAUACUGAAACGUUGUCGUUAUACAGACUCCCAAGUGGAAGAGAUCCUCAACAAGUACGGUAUCCGGCCGCAAAAUGCGGUGCACGAGGACGAGGCUAGGCAGAUGUUCCGAGACGUACUGCAAAAUCAACCGGGAACGAGUAAGAUGGACGAGGCAAAAAAUACCUCUAAUCCAUCGGAUGUCGAAUGGUUGGUCAAAAGAAUGAAUCAACUCCAAAGUUCAUUGGAUGAAGUUCAUCAGAAAAUCGACAUCGUCAUAGCUCGUCUUGACGCGAUCCGAGUUCAGUUGCCGCGUAAUUACGCUGAACAAGCGCAAGAGGAAACUUCCUAAUUAUAAAUAAUCAAGUUGUUCUUACCUGUCGACCUAAAUAAAAAUGAAUUACAGUCAGACCCGAUCUCUGGGGUCUAAUAUUUUGUUUUUGUAACUGAUAAACUAACAAAAG